AGGAUAGAAACUGGCCACAUCCUCAUUCUUUGACCCGAAUAGAUGUGAGGUAACCCGAUUUGAACCGAAACGUCUCGUGGGUCGAAACCCAUUUAGGGUUCAGUAAUUAGGGUUUAAGGGUUUUCAUUUUUCUCAUUUUCCCUCUUUGAUUCUCAAUUUUCUUUCAAAUUUCUUCAUUUCAACACAAAUAUCGAAUAAUUACUCGAUUUUUUCUCUCUCUCACAGAUGCAAAAUCUCUAAUGCAUCAACGUAUAGUAUUAUCCAGUUAUCAGGUACUUAAAUUUACUUCAGUUUUCUCACCAAAAAUCAGUUCUUUAUUUAUCCCACAAUUAAAUAUUUGUAACCCUAGAAGAAAUAAUGGGUUUACUAUAUUUCGUGCAUUUAUGUAUACUUCCACUCACUCUAAUAAUAGAAGAACACCUGACCCUAAUGAUCCAGCCACCUUAAUGAAAGAAGAUGGUAUAUCACUUUGUUGUAAAAUGUGGAUUGAUAGUUUUCGAGAAACCGAUAAAACGGUUACUAAUUUAACUGAUUAUUUAAGGAGAUUUGAAUUGUGGGUAUUGGCUUAUCAAAAGGUUAGUGCUGAUGAUACCGGUGCGUAUAUGCCACGGAGUGGGAUUACGCGUUCAGCACUUGAGGAUUUAUUGGCAUUGAGAAAUGCAGUUCUUGAUAAUAGAUUUAAAUGGGGUGCUAGGUUGGAGUUUUUUAUUAGAUCGCCGAGGGAUAAGACGGAUUAUGAGUCGUUGUCUAAAAGGAAGAUUAAAGCUAUCUUGACUACAACACAGCCAAGUCCAUUUCAAGAUAGGAUUGUGCAGGAAGUGUUGUUUAUGAUAUUGGAACCGAUUUAUGAGGCUCGGUUUUCACAAAAGUCUUUUGCUUUUCGACCUGGAAGGACUGCGCAUACAGCUUUGAGGGUUAUUAGGAGAAGCUUUGCGGGGUAUUUGUGGUAUAUAAAAGGAGAUUUAAGUACUGUUUUGGAUGGGAUGAAGGUUGGGAUGGUCAUUAGUGCUUUAAUGAGGGAUGUUAGAGAUAAGAAGGUUGUUGAUUUGAUAAAGGCUGCGUUAACUACUCCUGUGAUAACUACCACUGAUGAUGGUGAGAAAAAGAAGAAGAUAAAAAGAAAGUAUCAGAAGAAGAGAGUUCUAGCAGAUGAUGAGCCGAAGCCUGAUCCAUACUGGCUGGAAUCAUUCUUUGGGUUUGCUCCAGAAGAGGCUGAGAAAGUUCCUUCGUGGGGGCAUUGUGGUAUACUCAGUCCACUUCUGGCUAAUGUUUGCCUUGAUGAGUUGGACCGCUGGAUGGAAGGUAAGAUUCAGGAGUUUUAUCGGCCUUCGAAGAAUGAUGUCAUUUGGAAUAGUCCAGAAGGGGAAGUAGAACAAGGAAAUACUUCUUGGCCCGAAUUUGUUCCUACUAGUGGGCCUGACAAGACCAGGAAGAUUGACUACAUCCGUUUUGGUGGUCACAUUCUUAUAGGGGUAAGGGGACCAAGAGCAGAUGCUGCAACACUAAGAAAGCAGUUGAUUGAGUUUUGUGAUCAGAAAUACAUGCUCAAGCUUGAUAAUGAGAGCCUUCCUAUUGAACACAUUACGAAAGGUAUUAUGUUUCUUGAUCAUGUAUUGUGCCGUAGAGUAGUCUAUCCCACACUCCGAUAUACUGCUACUGGUGGGAAAAUCAUUAGUGAAAAAGGUGUAGGGACACUGUUGUCUGUCACAGCUAGCCUGAAACAGUGCAUUAGACAAUUUAGAAAGUUGAAUUUUCUCAAGGGCGACAGGGAUCCAGAUCCACAGCCGUGUUUUCGGAUGUUUCACGCUACUCAAGCUCAUACAAAUGCUCAGAUGAAUAAGCUUUUAUCAACAAUGGUGGAAUGGUUCAGGUAUGCUGAUAAUAGAAAAAAGAUUGUUAACUUUUGUUCUUAUAUCAUUAGGGGUUCACUUGCUAAGCUCUAUGCUGCAAAGUACAAGCUUCGGUCACGAGCAAAGGUUUACAAGGUUGGUUCUAGGACUCUUAGUCGUCCUCUGAAGGAGAAAAAGGGGCAGUCACCAGAAUACCAUAAUUUGUUGAGGAUGGGUCUGGUGGAAUCAAUAGAUGGGCUCAUGUACACCCGCAUGUCCUUGGUACCGGAAACCGAUUAUACCCCCUUUCCAAUGGCUUGGAGGCCCGAUCAUGAGAAGGCACUGCUGGAGUAUAUAAAGCUGAGUGACCGGAAAACUUUGGAGGAGCAACAGAACUGCCUUAAAGAUCAAGGUCUGAUCUCACCUCAGGAUUACAUUUCAAUGCUUGUCUGGAACUACAAAAGAAAUGCUGUUCCAGUAGAUCAGAAAAGUUUGUUACUGGGCACAGGUGAGGAGAAAGUUAAUGUAAGAAAUGAAAGUGAUGAAGUUGAUGAAGAAGGGGUAUAUGCAGAAGAAGGUUAAGGGAGAUUAGAGUUUUUGGAGGUCCUUUAGGCAUUUUGUUCUUCCGACAGAAAAGCAGAUACUAUAACAUUUUAUGGUACUAAAGUUACUUGUGUUAUCAAGAAGAGUGUAGCAGCUUGUAUUUAUACCCAAUCAGGCUUUGUAAUGUUCUCUUCAAUGAGUGGCAUUACAAGAGGGACAAUGUCAUCUUGUACAGUCCUUGCAACCAAACCAAGGCAAGUGCCACCGGCCAUUGCAAGAUUCCAAGCAACUUCAUCCUGAUCCUGAACUUCUUCUUGCUUAAGAAGUGUCUCCAAUAGCAUAGGGACAAGUGCAGGGAGAGCCUGCUUGAUGAAAUUAUAGCAAGGAACAUCAGAAUCUGUGUAAAAUCACCCCCACAAUAUUCUAAAAUAUCAAUCUCCUCAGCACAGAUCGAGCUUCAAAAUUCAAUGGCUUGAAGAGCAACAGAACAAUUUCCCUUGGGAUCGACAGUAUUUGGAAACUUUUGUGAUCCAUGUCUACUUGAACUUCCCUUUGCUGGUAUGGAAUUCUCUGAUAAAUUCACAUUUUGGCUGUUCUAUUCAUAAGAUUGGAUUCUUCCGUGUUGUGUCAUUUGACAUUCUGAUAUCUUGCGUGAUGAGUACGGCUUACUUUUCCUUAUUGUGUGGUAUUCUUCUUUUCCCUUCAGUUUAUUUUUAUUUUCUUCAUGUUUUUGUUUCCCUUUCCACUUCUGUAACAUUUUGAAUAUGUGAAUAUCCUGGUGGAAAAAUUAUCCUAAUGUUUCAAGUAUUCCUUUUUCUGCAAGUGCAAGGAAGAUUAAGUGCAAGACAUUGUAGUAAAUAAGCUUUUCCUCAAGUUUAAGAUAUUAUCUUGCUCCUUCUAUUUCUUUUCUCGAGGAAAAUUCAAUUUUGUUCCUUUAUUAACUUUGUUUGCUCUAUCUGUCUCCUAUUAUUUGACCUUGCAUAUUCAAUCUUUAAUCUAUUGAGCUUUUAAGAUUCACCCAAUUUUUAAUGGAACUAAGUAAUUGAGCUUUGACCCGUUAACAACCCUUUUAAAUGGCAUAUGUCUUUUGCUGCACAUGCAAUACUGAUGUAGUCUGAGAUUAGCUGUCUCGCAAGUCUUUGAUACCUCUACAGCAUUAUCUAUCCAUCUCUAUUCACUGAGGAGUUGUUUCUUGAGAUAUUCAUAACGAUUAUGUUAUUGUUGAAAGUGAAGAAAAUCAUAAAGAAUAUGGCUGGAAAGGAACAGGAUUUGCUUUGAAGGGAAAAAGCAGCACGUAUCUAGGAUUAAGAAUAGAUGCCUUUUUUUUUUUUUUUUUUUUAAGAUGCUUAUUAAAUUUGUAUUUUUGGUGUAAAAGACAAGCUAUGAAAAAUAUUGAGCAGUAUAUGAAUUUCUUAGAGGAGACAGGGCGUUUGUAGUUUCCCUGGUAUGGCAGGGGCUGUUCUUGUUGUAAUCCUUUUAAUAAAAUUUACCUUAUCAAAAAAAAAAAUAAUGGAAAAUCAUAUUGAAUAUUGCAUAUAAUAUUCUUACAGAUUAUGUCAUACUAAUUAGGAAUCCAAGAUCUGAGAAACUUAUCUUAUUUAUGUACCCUAAAGCUCCUAUAUGAGGAGCCUUGUUUUAUGUACUAAGUUGUUCGCUAUCAAAUUCUACAUGAGUUUCUCCCUUUUCUCGUCCCAUGCAUCUUUGAUUCAUUUUAUAGACGAAGGUUUCAGUCUUGUUCAUUUUUCUUUUGGAGAUUGGACAAGAAUUAGUACCAUUACUGCAAGAGCGGCCUCAGGUGUGCUCUUUCUCAUUCCACUUUCUAAUAGAUAAGAUGUUAGUACUUCUUAUUUACAGAUAAAUUGGAGCGGUACAGCAUAGGCUAGCAUGAUCCCUGCGCAACGAUAACAUGCACCAAAGCAUAAUGGAUAGAUAAGUCACAUUUUUAAUCUUGCUUACUACUUUUGUCACUUAAAUGUCCUCACAGUUAUUUAACUGGUUAUCUGUCUUUUGUGGUCGAAUUUAAAGAAAAUUAAUGGAAAAGCUUGUACUUAGAAAGGGUAUCAACAUCAUUAUGCUUGUGUUUGCUGGACGUAGUGGUUCUUCAUUCUUUCGCUGGAGAAUACAAUGUAUAAUCCUGCUACGACAUUCAUUGUUUAAUGGAGACUAUUUAUCAAAGCAGAAAACUGUUUGUUUCUUUAAUGACUAACAAUGAAAGCUAGUGCAAGUUUGAUAUUAAGAAAUGCACUGAUGUGAAAAAUUAAAGAGGCAGUGGAGUUGGACCAGCAUAUUAAUCUUUUUGUUUGCUUGUUUGAUAAAUUAGCACAAGUUCCAAUCACUUUCAUUUAAAAUGUAAGUACCCUGAUCUCGUUUGGUAAGGGAUUUAAACUGCUUUGUUUAAUGCACUGGCCAAAUUGUGAUUUGUCGGAUUGUCAUACAUGUCCAUUUUUGAGAUCAUGCUUGCAAGAUAACCCUGACUGUGUGCGCCAAGUUGUGCUAUAUGAGCUUGUCUAAGAUAAUGAUUCUGUUUUUACUUGUUCAUUCCAUAGUGUUCCUCUAGCACAGACAAAAAGACACCAUCUCACAAAAAUAUUAAUGUACAAAAAUUAAGACAAACGAGGGUUGAGAAAAGGGUAUAUAUCAAACAUGGAGCAAAACCGGAGUUAUGGUCUUAACUAUUCAUUACCAUCAAAAUCUCAUCCUUUACAAUUAUCCAAAAACUAGAUUCAGUAAAACCCUAAUAACAACUAUUAAUACUAAGGGUUACUUAAGACAUAAGUAAUUAUCCAAAAUACACUUAGGCUAUAACUCUUAUUAAAUAAGCUUAAUGGACUAGUUAGGCGCCAUCCUUCUUGGGACAGCCCACUUCCUCCGUUGUGCUUCUUUAUAUUACUCUCUUAAGUCUUGGUCUCCUCUUUUGUAAAUAUCCAUUUAAGCAUAUUAAGGAUCCUGUGGUCUUCUCUUAUCAAAAGGAUCUUGUGGUCGCCCUUCCAAACUCUUCUAAAUCACGCUAAGCUCUUGAUGUUAAUAUGGAAGCCUCCAAUCUCAUGAGUGCCUCUCGUGCCUACAUCAAGUUAUUAUAAUAUAAUUAUGAUUUAUGGUGUUAGCCUGUGUGCAGAAAAUGUAGUGAUAUCUAUGUAAUGUGCAUAGACUUGAACUAAUCAUUUGUUUCUUUCUGUCAUAAGAGCAUCAAUGGAAGGUUACCUUGAUGCGUUUGAUCCAAAGAAGUCAGUCACACCGGCUGGAAUUUUCAGUACUCGAGCUGAGUGCACAAUUGAUAGCUGCCACAUCUUAAGAAGAUACAUUAGGUAGCUGAGAAGGAACAAAAGAAACUUGCUUAAUGAUACACCAUGAGAUGUCACUCAAUUGGAAGAGAUUGUUAUUCUCCUUUGCUAGUGGUGUCAACUCACGUUUCUUCUCAGUGAAUCCUUCAUCACAAGUUGAUGUCGCGUCCAUAACUGUCCUCAUGAAUAUAUUAGCUGCAUCAAAUUGCUUAUACAAGAAUGCGGCAAAAGCAUCCACCAGCAUGGCAAUAGCAUCUGCAUAAAGUUCCAAGCAAUCUCUUAAACAGUCCAUAGCAAAAGGUUCAAACUCUUUGCUGCUGAGCAUCUUCUCUAUGGUCGAAAUCGUGUUGGUAGCAUUUUUUAGAGCCAACUCCAUCGCUACAAGUCCUAUUCCUUGUAAGUUUGUAACAUGACUUGCGGGAAUUGCUUGGAGUGAAGUAACACAGAAGUUGUAGUUUAUGUCUGUUGACUUAUCUGAGCAUUCUUUGCAAGUUGAGUUGAUCAAGUCUAGCAGUGGUGGAGAAAUCAGGUAACAAUGUGUAGGAGUUACUAUUGUUAAUAGUAAGAAUAAGCAGCAAAGUGAGAGGGAAGAGAAAGGGCAAUGCCCCAUUAUUCUGAGUCUAAUGUUUUGAUGGUUUCUCGUGUUAUGGUGAAGUGAAGUCAUAUUUA
Molecule: messenger RNA, 6322 nt
Organism: Lycium ferocissimum
Lineage: Eukaryota; Viridiplantae; Streptophyta; Magnoliopsida; Solanales; Solanaceae
Product: nuclear intron maturase 2, mitochondrial
Exons: 4
Coding region: 240-2411 (723 amino acids)
Biological process (GO): mRNA processing
Source: RefSeq, a predicted model, not a curated record